Messenger RNA from Hydra vulgaris (swiftwater hydra), 4832 nucleotides. RefSeq lists its product as uncharacterized. Lineage: Eukaryota; Metazoa; Cnidaria; Hydrozoa; Anthoathecata; Hydridae. Gene Ontology annotation, molecular function: protein binding. The record is from RefSeq and is a predicted model, not a curated record. Gene Ontology annotation, biological process: cell-cell adhesion.
UUGUUGAAAAAAUAUAUAGAAAGAUUUAAUAACAUAGAGUUACAGGAUACCAGUCACAUGUCAUACAACACAUGAUGUCAUGUAUCAACAAUAGGUGUUUCGUUAGAAAUAUAGUAUAUCUAAUUGGAAUACUUCUUAUCAAAAUAUUAUAUACAAAUUCUGCUUGCUUCAGUAAUGACAAUGAUGAGUUUAACCAGAACAAUUUGCUUAGCAUUAAAUUAUCAUCAAAUUUACAAUUGGGAAUUUUUUGGCGCUUUUUAAGUAUUGGCACUCGAUUUAGUCAAGUUAUUGUUUCCUAUAAAUUAUCCAACGAAGGAAAUUUUACAGUACUUAAAUUCAAAAAAGGUGACAAUGGGUUAAUUAUUCCAGGAGUUUAUUCAUAUUUGAAAAGUGACAGUGUGUACAUAGUAUUGAUUCAAAUAAACAAUUGCAAACUUUUUCCUCGUUAUGUAUUAACUGGACCAAAUGCUUUAAGUAAGACAAAUACAACAAAAAAUGAUACAGGAUGUCCCAGUGGAGUUUAUGACUUUCUUUUGCAACCUAUGUCAAAUACAAAUUGGAGCUAUUUAGGAUCUAUUUGGAGUAGUAAUGAAACAUUAAAUACUGACGCACUUAUUGAUGAUGUUGAUGGAUAUAAAUCUAUAAACUAUUAUAGGAAAAUAUAUCCAUACUUUUGUGUUGGAAUGAGUGAUUACUCUCAAUUAUUUACUGAUGGAAAGUGGGCUAAAGUAGUUGUUUCAUCACCGAAUACAUUGUUGAACCAUUUUUCAAAUAAAACUGCAAUAAAUUUUGAUAGUUAUGUAAUGCUUGCAAUGUCAGAUUUGCCAUUAGAUAGUUUAUCAAAAACAAUAAGUUGGUAUCCAGGGUUUCAGCCUGUGACCAAAUCAGGUGUUCCAAGAUACAUGUUUGGAGGAAUCGUAACAAAAGUAAACAGUACUACCUAUUACUAUAUGGCAAUGGGAGUUGAGCAAGUAUAUUCCAACACACCCAUUGUUGGAUCUUUUGUUCUUAACUAUAACGAAACUAAAUUAAACACAAGUUAUAAAGGAUAUUUCUUAGGAUACAAUGCACCUUUAAGUUAUACCAUAUCUACAUUUAAUAUUUCUGGUUCAAAAUGUGAUAAAUUUACUUUUGUAACAUGUGGAAAAGGAAGAUACUCUGGUUAUUGCAGUAUCCCAGGAGAUCCUUCAGAUGCAUUUUGUGAAUUUCAGCCCUACUGUUAUCUUGAGUGCGCCUUACCGUUCCCGCAAACAACUGUGGAUCAAACUAAGACAUCAUUCAAAGUUUCAUGGGAUGCUUUUAAUGUUACUAUGAUGCAGAAUUCAAGCAAUUUUAUUGGAUACUCUUGUGCAUAUAAGCCAUCUGAUAGUUUAAAUUGGUUGAAAAAUACAAGUAGUAAUCUCACAAGUUAUUCAAUAAACAAUCUUACUUCUUUUACUGUUUAUAAUGUUCGUUGCAAGGUUGAAUCAUAUUUAAUGACAGUAUUUGAGAAUUACAUGUUCAUAAAUAUCACAACAGAUGAAAGCGAACCUACUGGUGCACCACUGAACUUCACAGGUAUUGUUGCUUCACCAUCAGAAUUCAAUUUUACUUGGCUUGAAGUUGAAUAUAGCUUAAGACAUGGUAUUGUGGACCAAUAUUUGUUAAUUUGUACAAAUUUAAAAACAAAACUUUCAAGGCAAUUUGAAAUCUCUGACAAUCAACUUGAAGGUCAAGCUACAGGCUUGAAUUAUGAAUCUUCAUACAAUUGUACAGUUUCUGGUUGCACUUCUGGUGGUUGCGGAAAAAAAACUGCUCCUAUCAAUUUAAAGACAUAUUCACCAAUUCCAACAGUUGCUCCUAAUGUGACAUAUGCAAAUUUUACAAGUUCUACUUCAAUACAUGUCAAAUGGAAUGAUGUUAAUUGGAAAUCAUGGGGAGUGCUAGAAAACAGAAUGUUCUGCGUAAAUACUAAACGAGAUAGUAUGAUGCAAUCCACAAGUUGUGUUGAUUAUUUAACAACAGAAGUUGAUGUAACUGAUCUGCAACCAUAUACAGAAUAUGAGUUUUCAGUAUACUGUAAAAAUUUAAAGGGAUCUGGGCCUAUGAAUCUUCAAAGCUUAUUUGCAUCUACAGAUCAACAGGCCCCUGAUGCGUUACUAUCAGGUUUUGAUGCCAAUGUUAGUGUAAAUAGCUUGAAUUUUUCAUGGGAACCCCCAGAUUUAUCACAGAUUUAUGGUCCUAUCACUGGAUAUACAGUUAUUGCGAUGGCUCUUAUUAGUGAAGAGGAUUAUAUGCCUAUUGAAGAACCAGUAGCAAGAAAACGAAGGAGCCUACCUGCAGCAAUUUAUAAUGGAUUACUACAAGUUAAUGAGACAAUUAUAAUUAAUGAUCCAAAUGCAACAAGUGUUCAGAUAGAAAAUUUGUUUGGUUUUGUUAACUACACUAUAUCAGCUGCCAUUAACAAUAAGUAUAAUGGCUCGUUCAGUGAACCGUUAGUGGUUAGCACAGUGGAAGGGACACCAGUAAUUUCUGUUCUUAAUUUGCGUUGUUGUGGAAGUGAUCAUGAAUCUUUAACAAUUUGCUGGGAUGAUAUUCCCCCACUUUAUUUACAAGGAAUACUGACAAAUUAUCGUGUAUAUUACAAAGUAAAAAAUAAAUCAUCAUAUACUUCAAUUGAACAGGAUUCUUCAUUAAAGUCUAUACGACUUAUCUUUCUUCUGCCUAUAACAAAAUAUGUUAUUAAAAUAACUGCAUGGACAAAAGAUGGAGAAGGUGUUCCAUCUGAAGAUUUAGUGUGUGAAACUCUUGAGUGGUAUCCUGAUAAAGCACCAACAAAUGUGGCUGUGACUAACCAUGUCUACCCAAAUGCUGCAAUUGUCCGUUGGGCAGCUAUUCCAUUAAAUCAUUGGUUAGGUAUUCCAUCUGGAUAUCAAAUAUUAUACAAGAGAAUUAAGGAAGGUAGCUUACAAAUUAAUGAGGACUGGGUAGAAGUAAAAUCUUCCCCAUUAAGUCUUACUUUCACUUUGUUAAAUUUGAAUGUUUUUUCAAAAUAUUUGUUAAAAGUAGCUGGAUAUACAGCAGCUGGAAUUGGGAAACAUAGUAACGUAGUGGAAUUUGAAACAUGCUUGGUUGACAAUCCAAAUAUAGAAAUCAACUAUUUUCAAAGCCCUCCUUUUGUACAGUCAGCAGCUUUUUUAACUCCUUCAGGAAUAUUGGUUAAUACAUUAGAAACAUCACUACUAACAUGUGCUCAAAAAUGCAGCUCAUUUAAGCAAAAUGUUACAAUUGUAUAUAGACCUUUGGACGUUUCUUUAUUUGACAAUAUCUUAAAUAUCACUAAUAGUAAUAAUAAUUUAAAAGGAGCUAUUAUCCCAAUAUUAAAUCCACAUAAAACUAUUCCAGGUGCUAAGUUUGUUUCAAUUGCUGCUUCUCUUGGUUUUGUAAUAAUGGAAAUACCUGAUUAUCUAGAAGUUAUUAUCAAGCAGAAUGAAGAAAUAUUUUUAAAAACUGUUAUUGGAACAAUGAGUUUUUUGCUUUUAUAUUUCAUUUUCAAUAUUUUAGCUGGUGUUAUACUUUUUGUUUGUGAACCCCAGAAUGCUCAACUUCGAAGUAAUUUUUUUUCUCUAUCAGGAAUGUUUGAAGGUGCUUAUUUAGCAAUUGUUACAAGUACAUUAGUAGGGUAUGGUGAUAAAAAGCCAGCCUUUACUAUUGGGAGAAUGUUAUUUAUGUUAUGGAUUAUUUUUGGAAUAGUUAUUAAUGGAAUUUUAGUUGGUAAGCUAUCAUCAGCCUUAACAACUUAUCAACUUAGCAGAGUAUUGGAACAUUUUCCAAAUGAGCCUGUGAUAGGUGUAGAAGGUUCAGCAGAAUACAAGUGGGCAUCAAAUCAUAUGAUUGUUGAAAAUUCAACAAAAUAUUUUAGUUAUGAACAGGUUGUUCAAGCACUAGAAACCGGUGCAAUCAAGUAUGCUAUUUUUGAUCAGUAUGCUAUAAAACCUUAUAAAAGUAGAUUAAUGAAAGCUGGUACUGUAGUUGCACAUACAUACCCUAAUAAUAUUGGAAGUGUGGGAGUUGUGUUACUUGGAAGUUUAUCUUUGUUGAGUUCUUGUGUUGAACAGUUCAUCCAAGCAAAUAGAGAUAUUUUGGAAAAUGAUCUUAAAGAGUACGAAAAGAAUUUAACUACUCAAGUACCAAUUUUUUCAUUAAACCAAUCACCUGAAAAGCUUCGUGAAUCAGACCUGAAUACAAGUUUUUUCAAUUUUAGUGCUCCUCUGUUCAGAAAGUUGUUUACAUUUUUCUUUGUAGCAUUAGGAGUAUUAUUUGUUUUUGGACUUAUAUAUGAAUUAAUUCGAAGGUGGCAACUUAAAGUAAAAGCUAACAAAGUGCAAACGACUUUAGAUCUGAAGCUGUCACUGCAACGUGACUUGGUUAAGUUAUCAGAAGAAUUUGAAAAUGAAUUUGCCGCAAUGAUUGAGAGAUUGCUAAAGAAUACUGAUGUCACUUUAUUUCGUCACUGUAAAGAACUUCUUGAUCUAACAACAUCUUGCUCGAAAAUGUACGGCGUAGAUUUCAAGUAUAUUCAUAUCAACGACCUUGGAGUUUCUUUAGAGGAGAUUGCAUCGUAUCGAGAAGAGUUAAAUAAUUUACCUAAAGUACCUUGGUAUGUUAAGUUUAAGAAAGAUAUUUAUCGAAAAUAUUUAUGGUUAAAGAUACGCGCAGAACCUGUUGGUAAUUUUUUCACUGACUUAAUUUAAUAACGCUUGUAAAUGAAUUCUUGUAAAAAUACAGUUUUUUUUAAAAAUUUAUUCUAUUGUAAAAGCACAUUAAAGCACAAAUAUAUGUUUGCAUAAGUA